Molecule: messenger RNA, 281 nt
Organism: Paramecium sonneborni
Lineage: Eukaryota; Ciliophora; Oligohymenophorea; Peniculida; Parameciidae
Source: the annotation of a GenBank genome assembly
AUGCUAAGUGAUUCAUAAGUUAUAGCCAGCAAAUUAUAAUGAUGAUUAAUCAAAACAAUAAAUGAAAUAUUUUAGAUUGAUAAUAUACAUAAAAUUGAAAAUGAAAUCUUGAGAAUAAAAACUGGACAUCUAAUAAAAUUCGAUGAAUUUGAUGAUGAUAAAAUUGAUUAAGAGGUUUUGGUUUACAUAGAUAAAAAAGUGAUUAAUGAAUAUAUUGUAAGAUUAAUCAAUAAUGAUCUUAGAUGAAACUUAAAUAUGAAAUUUAUUAUAAUGUUGAAUGA